AUGCUAAGGCGGAAGAUGGCCGCUCGUGGCUAUGAAAACCGACUCGAAGAAGCGCGGAGAAACCUACCAGAGGUGCCUGAUCAAAGCAUUCCGAUAAUUCCAAUCCUCACACCUGCAGACUCGGAAUGGACCUAUAUAUCACCCUCUUGCCACUAUGCAGGGACUGGUCCUGUGGCAGAACCCGUUCCAAAUAAUGUAUCGCCUCCUUCUAAUAGCUCUGUUGGUAACUCGGAUAUAUCCACAAACGCUAGGCUCAAAGACGCGAGGCACAAGCUCAAACAUGAUAUCCUCAGACAAAUAGGACAAUCACUGAAAGACUCUGAUCAGACACAGGUGAUAAAACUAAGACUGAGGUUCGACCAGAUACAAGUUGGGAUGGCAGAAACAGAUGCUCGAAUAGAAAGGACGAUAAAUCAAAAUUUGCGAGCUGAACAAGCAAAAUUAGAAGAGGAAUUGAGAAAAGCGAGAGCCGAUUUAGCAGUAAUAGACGCAAAUUUGGCCUCCGACGAGAUGGUCGACGACGAAAUGGGCGAGGACGAAAUGGGCGAGGACGAAAUGGGUGAGGACGAAAUGGGCGAGAAUAGAAUGAAUGAGAACGAUGUAUCGGGAGAGAAUGAGAGGGAAGAGAAUGAGAGGGAAGAGAAUGAGGAGGAAGAGGACGAACCGGAGGAGGAACUGGAUGAUCACAAAAUUGAUGAGUACAAAAAGGAAGAGAGUGAAACAUUGGAGGAAAUGGAAGACAAAAAAAUGGAUGACUAUGAAAUGGAGGAUCACAAAACGAACCAGCAUGAAAUGGACAAGGAUCAAAAGAGGGAAAAAUACUAUGAUGAGAAAGAAAUUCUUAAUAGUUCGUUUAGGCAAGCCAUUCGGAAAGAAUUGGACGACGAACUCGAGAAAGCAUUUAGGAAGAACAAAAACCUCGACUUGCAGAAAAAGACGGACGGGCAUUCAUCCAAAAAGCGCAAAUUCGAGCAUCAAGAAGAACAAUCAGAUAGACCAAACCCUGGUCCAUCUUCCCCAGAUGUGGAAUCCGGUGGCCCAGAAAUAGCGUGGAUAGAUACGGUACCGUUACUGAGAGAGCUAAACACACAUCUGGCAGGGUAUAAAAUAGGUAGUUCAGCAGAGGAGAUAAUGGACAUUCGAUCCUGGAUUGACAAGGGAUUCGAUACUGGAAUGAGAAGACUACUGAGAAACCAGCCUAUUGCUGAUAUACUAGGUUCAUGGGACAAUCGAUACGAAGAGGAGGGACUGAAUAAUAUUCUUAGGUCGGUUGUACUAGUAUACGAUUCGAUUGAAGAGUUACACACGCUUCGUGCGCACUAUGAUCGAAUUCUCGGUGAAGCGGUGCUCUCAUCAUAUUCUAGAGCGAAAGUCCGAGACUCAGGGAGGAACGAUUGA
Botrytis deweyae is the source of this 1398-nucleotide messenger RNA. RefSeq lists its product as uncharacterized. NCBI's taxonomy places the organism in Eukaryota, Fungi, Ascomycota, Leotiomycetes, Helotiales, Sclerotiniaceae. The record is from RefSeq and is a predicted model, not a curated record. The transcript is spliced from 3 exons. The coding region runs from base 1 to 1398 and encodes 465 amino acids.